Molecule: messenger RNA, 2856 nt
Organism: Nymphaea colorata (pocket water lily)
Lineage: Eukaryota; Viridiplantae; Streptophyta; Magnoliopsida; Nymphaeales; Nymphaeaceae
Product: mitogen-activated protein kinase 10-like
Exons: 10
Coding region: 578-2428 (616 amino acids)
Biological process (GO): intracellular signal transduction; protein phosphorylation
Cellular component (GO): cytoplasm; nucleus
Molecular function (GO): ATP binding; MAP kinase activity
Source: RefSeq, a predicted model, not a curated record
GGGGUGCCCUAGAUUUAAGGGUCUUUUUCUCUCCCUCUCUGUCUCUCUCUCUCUCUCUUCAUCUUCUUCACCCCGUCCCCCUUCCCUCUGCUAGAAGAAGAAGAAGAUACCAACUCCUCAUUUCGAUCUCUUUUUCCCUUUCUCGGCUGUUUCUGAGGGCCUGUGGUUUGUUUCUUGUGGGGUUCCUCUGAGUACGUGGAAUCGUCGGCAAGUUUGGUGAAAUGUGGAGGGAAGUGUAAUUAGAGAUGUCGAGAAAUCUCAGGAGAACGAGGCCGGGAUGGGCCUGGAGGCAGGAAUCUUUUCCGUGACUGCUGCUGCCCGAGUUUUUGGCUCUCAGGAUGACGUUUGCUUGGACAGUUGCAUGAGUGGUCUGGUUCUGCUUGCGAUCUUGGUGGAUAACUUGUCGCAUGUGAAGAGCAACUGCGGUUUUUUCAUACGGAGCAGGGGACGCUGGGGGAAAUGCGGCUGAGUGGUCGUUCUGGCCGUUGAAUUAUUGUUUCUUGUCGUGUUUUGGUUCGCAUUCUGAGGUGGGAGAACUUGGGGGAGUAGAAAGAUUGAGUUCAGUAGGUUGGGCACAAUGCAGCAGCAAGAUCAGAGGAAGAAAAGCGCCACUGAGAUGGACUUCUUCACAGAAUAUGGAGACGCCAACAGGUACAGGAUUCAAGAAGUCAUUGGGAAGGGAAGCUAUGGCGUCGUAUGUUCUGCCAUUGACACUCAUACAGGGGAGAAAGUGGCAAUAAAGAAGAUACAUGACAUUUUUGAGCACAUCUCUGAUGCAACACGCAUUCUGCGGGAGAUCAAGCUGCUUAGGCUUCUUCGUCAUCCUGAUAUUGUUGAAAUUAAGCACAUCAUGUUGCCCCCAUCAAGAAGGGAUUUUAAGGAUAUCUUUGUCGUUUUUGAGCUUAUGGAGUCUGAUCUCCAUCAGGUUAUAAAAGCAAACGAUGACUUAACCAAGGAACACUAUCAGUUCUUUCUAUAUCAGUUGCUUCGUGCACUGAAAUACAUCCAUACGGCAAACGUCUAUCAUCGAGAUUUGAAGCCAAAGAAUAUACUGGCAAAUGCAAACUGCAAGUUAAAAAUUUGUGACUUUGGCUUGGCUCGAGUUGCAUUUAAUGACACUCCGACAACAAUAUUCUGGACGGAUUAUGUUGCAACAAGAUGGUAUAGAGCUCCAGAGCUGUGUGGAUCAUUUUUCUCCAAAUACACGCCUGCCAUUGAUAUUUGGAGCAUAGGUUGCAUAUUUGCUGAGGUUUUAACAGGGAAGCCACUUUUUCCUGGAAAAAAUGUUGUUCACCAGCUGGACUUGAUAACGGAUCUGCUUGGGACUCCUUCCUUGGACACUAUAUCUCGGGUUCGCAAUGAGAAGGCACGAAGGUACUUAACCAGCAUGAGGAAAAAGCAUCCUGUGCCUUUCUCACAGAAGUUCCCGAAUGCUGAUCCACUGGCGCUCAAACUACUGGAAAGAUUGUUAGCUUUUGAUCCCAAGGACCGGCCAACUGCGGAAGAGGCUUUAGCAGAUCCUUAUUUUAAGGGCCUAGCCAGAGUAGAAAGAGAGCCAUCUUGUCAGCCAAUCACAAAGAUGGAGUUUGAAUUUGAAAGACGUAGAAUGACAAAAGAUGACGUUCGAGAGCUUAUCUUCCGUGAGAUCCUGGAAUACCACCCUCAACUACUCAAGGACUAUAUGAAUGGAACUGAAAGAACAACCUUUCUGUAUCCUAGUGCUGUCGACCAAUUCAAGAGGCAAUUUGCUCAUCUUGAAGAAAAUGGUGGUAAAAGUGGCCCUGUAAUUCCUUUAGAAAGGAAACAUGUCUCUCUCCCAAGGUCAACUAUUGUCCAUUCUGCUUCGAUUGCUCCAAAGGAACAGGUACCUGUUUCUUCAUAUAGAGAUCGGUGUGUUGACAGCCAAGAUGCUGCUUCGAAAGUCUCCACAGAAGCAGCUCGCAUGUCUGCUAUCUUUUCAAGAACUUCACAGGCCCCACAAAGGAUCACACAAGCUAAACCUGGGAAAGUUGUUGGACCAGUUGUACCCUAUGAAAAUGGAGGUCCAAAGGAUGCCUACGACCUUAGAAGACUGAUGAGGGGUGCUGUUCUGCCUCCCCAGUAUUCUGGUCCAGCCUCUUAUUCUGGUUUCCAAAAGGUUGGGAGGUCGGACCAUUGUGAGAAGACUGUGCAGACAGAAAAGGAAUACAAUGCUGCCAAGCCUCCAUGUAUACCAAAUAAUGGUGCCACCAAAGUCGCAGAGCAUAUAGCAAUAGACAUGAAUUCAUCACCUUUCUACCUUUCACGUGUUCCAAAGGCUGAGGCUGGGGAGGAUCGAACAAUGGCAGAUGCAAACUAUUUACAUGCCAAAUCCCAGUUCAAUGGAGUGGCUGCAGCUAGUUCUCGGAAAAUGGGUGCCGUUCAGUAUGGCAUGUCAAGGAUGUACUGAGGAUUCUCUUGAUGGGGAGGAAUUCUCGUAUUCUGAAGUACAGGGUGCAACUGUGAGCUUCAUCCAGUGACGAAUGGACACCUCAACCUUUAGUCGCAUCGUUAGUUUUCAACUUUUUAUUUUGCUGGGACUUGAGGAACAGAAGACAGCAGCAUCCAUGCUGUAGCCCAAUAAAUGGAGAUUCUGUUCAUCACCCCGAAGCGGCUAGCAUUCUCACGGCGCCAAUGCUCAAAACCAAGGUUGCUGCCUCCCUCUCUGCUGCCUUCGUGGCUGCUGCCUGCUGGUAACCCUGUUGUGCUCCUUCUGCCUACCUUUCACACGUUGGAGUCUAGAGAGCAAGGCAGAAUCAUACAUGUGUAUAACGAACUGUAUUCAAAUUAUAUUUUCGAGUCCAUUUCCAAUCAAAAUUCACUUGGUGAUUUUUGAUC